AUGUCUUCAUCUGUGCCUUACGAUCCAUAUAUUCCUGCUGAAGAAACGAAUUCGCAAUCCAAGGCGGCAGCCUUGAAGGCCGAGAUCGAUGACACCGUCGGUAUCAUGAGGGACAACAUCAACAAAGUUGCCGAGCGUGGUGAAAGAUUAACGUCGAUACAGGACAAGGCCGAUAACCUAGCAGUAUCAGCCCAAGGUUUUAAAAGAGGCGCGAACAGGGUGAGAAAACAAAUGUGGUGGAAAGACUUGAAAAUGAGGCUGUGUCUUCUGCUGGUUAUUGUUAUCCUAUUGAUUGUGAUUAUUGUUCCAAUCGCUGUUCACUUCAGUUAG
Molecule: messenger RNA, 330 nt
Organism: Lachancea fermentati
Lineage: Eukaryota; Fungi; Ascomycota; Saccharomycetes; Saccharomycetales; Saccharomycetaceae
Source: the annotation of a GenBank genome assembly